Molecule: messenger RNA, 840 nt
Organism: Carlito syrichta (Philippine tarsier)
Lineage: Eukaryota; Metazoa; Chordata; Mammalia; Primates; Tarsiidae
Product: zinc finger protein 75D-like
Exons: 4
Coding region: 1-840 (279 amino acids)
Biological process (GO): regulation of DNA-templated transcription
Source: RefSeq, a predicted model, not a curated record
AUGAUGAAAGAGCUGAAGGCAGAUGCCUGCGUGACCUUCCAGAUGGAAACUGUAUGGGAGAAAGAGAGCUCCAGUCAGAGUCAGAAACACAGCACACAAAUAGAGAGCCUCAGUCCUGAGAGUGCUUGCAGGCGCUUCUGGAGCUUCCAUUGUUUUGAAUCGUCUGGACCCCUCGAGGCUGUCAGCCAACUUCAGAAGUUAUGCCAUGCGUGGCUGAGGCCAGAGAUCCACUCGAAAGAGCAGAUCAUGGAACUGCUGGUGCUAGAGCAGUUCCUGACCGUUCUGCCGGAGGAGAUUCAGGACUGGGUGCGGAAGCAUCAUCCACAGAAUGUCAAGCAGGCCGUGAUCCUGGUAGAAUGUUUGCAGAGAAAAUCUGAGGGAACCAAGAAUGAGGUCACAGCCCAUGAGCUGCAAAAGGAAGCAGCGCCAUUGGGAGGAGCAGCAGUGGCCCCAGGCUUCAAGAGGAAGCCAGCAGAGCCCCAACCAAUGGGCAUGUUGCAGAAAGAAUGUUGGAAUCCGUACCGGGUUCUACAAGAAGAGCUGGGCAGGCAUAUUCCCAAAGUCACCCAGCCUGCACAUGAUAAAGCUGUGCAUGCUGAACAGACGUUAGCCCCUUCUGAGCAGAAAAGCAGCAAAGGCUGGAAGAUGGUGUCCAUGAACAUCCUUCCUGAGUCCCAGAGUUUGUUGACCAUUGAAGAUGUGGCUGUAUAUUUUUCUGGGGAAGAAUGGCUGUUGUUGGUUCCUGCUCAGAAGACACUCUAUGAGGAAGUAAUGCAGGAAAACUACGAGAAUGCCAUCUCUGUUGGGAAAGAGUCUUAUUUCCCUUUGUGUAGAAGUUGA